AUGUCGGAUUUAGAUAGCGAAUAUCCGAGAGCGGAAAGUGGUAGACCACUUCUACCGAAAGAAAAUACAGAAUUUGUCAAGCUCUUUAAUGAACAGAAAUUCAGACCUAGAACUGCUAUUUUAAAAGUCUGGUUUGAAUAUCCCAAAAACAUGUUCUUCCAACCCAUACCAGCUAAAGAUAAAAUCACCAUCACGAAUAAAGAAGAAAUAGUGAAAGCCGGUGGACGAAUUAUUAAAAUAUUAAAUGGUAUAGUUUACGAAGAAAAUUUUAAAACUCCACCCUAUAGAGAUUAUAUUUUAAUUUUGAGAGAUCUAAGAAAUAAAUAUAAACGAGAAGGUAAUAUGGUAGGUAGUAAUUGCAUGAAAUUAUUAGGCAAUUCGUUGUAUGGUAAAUCUAUUCAGAAGGAUAUAACUACAUCGAGACAUCUAUGGAGUGAAGCGACUUUAAAAGCCAACUAUGAUUCACACGUCAAAAGCUAUGAAAAAGUAAAUGAUAGUCAAUAUAUAGUUGAGAUAAAUGAAGAAGCAAAAGAAUUUAUUCUUCCUAAGGAUUCUACAAGAUUAACACCUAGUCAUUUGGGAUCAUUCGUUUUAUCCCACAGUAAAAAAAUAAUGAAUAUUCACGUGAAAGAUGGAUUUUAUAAACCGAAAAUAUACUAUACGGAUACCGAGAGUUUAUACAUUUCGUCUAGCAAUUGGGAUAUAUCAAAUGAAGCUGGGUUGGUGUCCUAA
Lottia gigantea (owl limpet) is the source of this 732-nucleotide messenger RNA. RefSeq lists its product as hypothetical. Gene Ontology annotation, molecular function: DNA binding; DNA-directed DNA polymerase activity; nucleotide binding. Lineage: Eukaryota; Metazoa; Mollusca; Gastropoda; Lottiidae. Gene Ontology annotation, biological process: DNA replication. The coding region runs from base 1 to 732 and encodes 243 amino acids. The record is from RefSeq and is a predicted model, not a curated record. The transcript is spliced from 2 exons.